CUUGUUCUUCCUUCCUCGUCUCUCGUUGCGAAUUUACGUCUGUAUUCUUUUUUUUUUCCAUAUGGGGUCUUGAUUUUCUCCUCUCCUUUGGUCGCGGAAUCACUUCAGGCACUUGAGAAAUUCUCGAAUUUUGUGUUUUUUUUUGUAAGUGCGGUUGUGUUCUUCCAGAUCUUUUGCCGCCAUGGAUCGUGGAGGUAUUCCCUCAUUGUCUAUGGCUUCUGAUUCUCAACGUGAAAGCCGCCCAUUAGCUCCAUCUACUGAAGCCGUUCCCUUGUCCCCCAAUUGCCAUCAACCCUUCACUGAUAAGAUGAGGAUAAGCCCUUGUCCUGAUUCUUCCGACCAAGUUGGAGUCGCUGAUUCUGAUUCGGACGAAGCGAUAGUUGAUUCCAUUUAUCAGAACCUACUGGAAUCCGUUGUCGCCCUGCAGAUCCGGGGCAGUGGUGGUAAUAAUCCAACCGAACUCUGGGCUUUUAAUGAUUGCAAGACUCCUGUACCUGUCCACUGCCCUUACCACCAACAACACAACCCAGAUACCUGUCCUGGGGCUCCCGUCAAGCCAUCCAUGGUUUCAAGGAACAACCUUUCUGGCUCUCGCAGAAAUCUCUUCUGAUUUCAACCACUUUUACUGUACAUAAGAUAGCUUAGUAUCCAGCCUUGUAUUUUGCCGUAGUAACUAUUGUUCGUGGGGGCAAAGUUGGCAGUUUGGUCAUGAGCCACAGUGGUUGUUCCAGUUCUCUCAAAAAAGGACAAAAACCAAUGCUUUAUUUUC
This is a messenger RNA of Tarenaya hassleriana, 769 nucleotides long. RefSeq lists its product as uncharacterized. Lineage: Eukaryota; Viridiplantae; Streptophyta; Magnoliopsida; Brassicales; Cleomaceae. The record is from RefSeq and is a predicted model, not a curated record. The transcript has a single exon. Bases 182 to 610 code for a protein of 142 amino acids.